AUUCAGCAACAUGCAGCCUACCCCUCCAAACAUCACUGUUCCCACCCCCUCAUCACAGUGGGAUGCACAGUGGAUAUCUAUUGGGAUGAAACGGCUGAACUACGCUUCUUUUAAGUCGUAGAAACUUUUACUGGCUCCUGUUUGUGCGCAUUCAAGCUAUGGGUUUCCUAGAACUUAUUUGUCUACUGCUUUGUGCGGCUUUCUACCCGGCAAGCAGCGAUUUGCACAAAUGGACCAAGCAGAACCUUCCAAUGCUAAUGGAUCAACACACCGAACUUCAAACAAAAACUUUGUUCAGAACCCCACAGCAGGAUGCAGAUGGAAAGGCUGUGGAGACACUAUGCGGGAUAGAAUGUCAAAGACGCCUACCGCACUUAACUCCGAAAGAACAAGAGAGAAUUCUAGGCUACGAAACCAUGUAUGAGAAUGGCACGUGUACACGCACUGAUGUCAUACUGCAGGGUUUCAACCCAAUGAGACCACCUGAGAACGUUCCAGCUCGCCGGAAGCGGCAGGUUUACGGACCCGAUGGACGUUUUGUCAUUGUAGACUCACAGUUCAUCACCAACUACCCCUUCUCCACCUCUGUGCGCCUGUCCACCGGCUGUUCAGGGGUCCUAGUCUCCCCAAAGCAUGUGCUGACGGCGGCUCACUGCAUCCAUGAUGGCAGCUUUUACCUGGAUGGUGCUCAACAGCUAAAAGUAGGAGUGCUACAACUCAGAAAUAAAAGUGGGGGUAGGAGAAGAAGGAGGCGACCGAGGACUGCUAUGAAAGUAAACAGGAAAAAAAUGGACAAUGAAGAAAAUCAGCAUAGCAUUGAUGGAGAUUUAGUCAGAGGGCAACGAGGCGGCAUGGUAAACGGGGGGCAAAGAAGGACAAGAGUCAGUCGCCUAAAAAGGAAGCCUGUCUUUCGCUGGACACGAAUCAAGCAAACGCACAUCCCUCAAGGUUGGAUGCGCUCCGAGAACUCCACUGCCUCCUUGGCUGCCGACUACAACUACGCUCUCCUGGAGCUCAGACGACCUGUCAAACAGAAGUACAUGGAGAUCGGUGUGGCGCCCCCAACCCUUCUCCCAACCCGGAUCCACUUUUCAGGCUACGACGAUGACAAAAAUCUGCUGGCCAGUCUUGGGGGUGAGAAGGUGGUCUACCGCUUUUGCUCGGUGGCCAAGGAGUCAGACGAUUUGAUGUACCAGCAUUGUGACGCUCGGCAGGGUGCUACGGGAGCCGGUGUUUACAUUCGCUUGAGACAAGACGGUGGAAAAGGGAAGUGGCAGCGGAAGGUGAUUGGGGUGUUCUCUGGUCAUCAGUGGGUGAAGGUGGAUGACGGCGAGCAAAGGGACUUUAAUGUGGCAGUGAGGAUAACUCCUAUAAAAUACGCCCAGAUCUGCCACUGGAUCCAUGGAGACCUGAGUCACUGCAAGGCCGUUUGAAUGACAGUUUUAAAGGACUUCUUGUAAAACCAAUUUUGUCCAUUUAUUCCACACAAAUUAAAGAUUACAGGGUGCUUUUAA
Messenger RNA from Nerophis ophidion (straightnose pipefish), 1514 nucleotides. RefSeq names its product inactive serine protease 35-like. The transcript has 2 exons. Gene Ontology annotation, biological process: proteolysis. NCBI's taxonomy places the organism in Eukaryota, Metazoa, Chordata, Actinopteri, Syngnathiformes, Syngnathidae. Gene Ontology annotation, molecular function: serine-type endopeptidase activity. The record is from RefSeq and is a predicted model, not a curated record. The coding region runs from base 159 to 1433 and encodes 424 amino acids.